Molecule: messenger RNA, 1371 nt
Organism: Penicillium paradoxum
Lineage: Eukaryota; Fungi; Ascomycota; Eurotiomycetes; Eurotiales; Aspergillaceae
Product: Major facilitator superfamily domain general substrate transporter
Exons: 4
Coding region: 1-1371 (456 amino acids)
Source: RefSeq, a predicted model, not a curated record
AUGGCGUUCGAUCGUAUAGUUCGGUUCUACCGGUCGUGCCUGUUCCAGAUCAUCAUCGUGGGACUGGUCGCCUUUUGCGAACCCGGUAUUUGGACUGCUCUCAAUAACCUAGGAGCAGGAGGAAACGCCAAACCUUAUCUAAACAAUGCUGCCAAUGCCUUGACAUAUGGACUCAUGUCAAUUGGCUGUUUUCUUGCCGGCGGCGUCACCAACAAGAUCACAGCGAAAUGGACUUUGUUCAUUGGAGCUGCGUUCUACACUCCAUAUGCCGCUGGUCUUUACUGCAACAACCGCUUUGGCAACGAAUGGUUUCUCCUACUCGGCGCCGCGCUUUGUGGCAUUGGUGCCUCGCUUUUAUGGGCCAGUGAGGCUGCUAUUGCGGUUGGAUAUCCGGAAGAGGAGAAAAGGGGACGAUACGUUGGAAUUUGGAUGGGCAUCCGGCAAAUGGGACCGCUCGUGGGCGGUGCGAUAUCGCUUGCUCUCAAUAUCAAAACUGCACAGGCUGGCAAAGUCACCUACACAACAUACCUAGGACUCGUUGCCAUUUCAUCUCUUGGUGCACCGUUUGCAUUGCUGUUGUCGCAGCCACAAAAUGUCAUCCGAAGCAAUGGCACCAAGAUUCCGUACAUGAAAAAGACGAGCUUGGUUAUUGAGGCUCGCGCGAUCUGGAAGCAGCUGUCGAAUAAGUACAUGUUGCUACUCAUCCCGGUCUUCUUGGCUGGACAAUUUGGUGUCACUUAUCAAGGGAACUAUCUCACAACAUACUUCACCGUCCGAUCCAGAGCUCUUGCAUCUUUCCUGACAGCCGUGGUCGGCGCUACAGCCAAUAUAACCACGGGUCUGCUACUAGAUAUCAAGGCCCUCUCCCGACCAGCCCGGUCCAGAGCUAUGUAUAUUUUCAUCCUCACAUUCGUCACAGCAGCUUGGAUAUGGAUGGCUAUCGUCCAGACAACACUGUCGCGCAAGACCGACCCACCUGCGUUCGACUUGGGGGAUGGCCCAUUCUUCAACUCCUCUUUCACCGUCUACCUGUUUUUCAAAUUCUUCUAUGAGGUGUUGCAGACCUACAUCUAUUGGCUGAUGGCCGAGAUCAAAGGAGCACAGGCAGACGGAGAUAUCGCAAGAACAACCGGCAUCCUGAGAUCGUGGGAGUCUAUCGGCAGUACGAUUGCUUAUGCGGUCGGCGCCACUCACUGGCCAAAUUUGAAUCAGAUGAUACUGGGAUUCUCGCUUUGGGCCUUUACAAUCCCAUUCACACUGCUUGCGGUGUUUGGUAAUUUCAAUCAGCCCCAGGACCUCGAGGAGGAACAAUCUGAUACUAGUUCCUUGGAGGCGCAGAGGGUUAUGGUUAGUUCUGAAGGCAAGGAAUAA